Molecule: messenger RNA, 2485 nt
Organism: Bolinopsis microptera
Lineage: Eukaryota; Metazoa; Ctenophora; Tentaculata; Lobata; Bolinopsidae
Exons: 9
Coding region: 177-1889 (570 amino acids)
Molecular function (GO): protein binding
Source: RefSeq, a predicted model, not a curated record
GGCAUUUCUGACGUUUCUUGCAUUCUUACGUUGCCCUAAAAUCCAUUCAUUCAUAUCGAAUAUUUUAAUGGCUACCAUCUUAGUUGGAAGCCUCGAAAUGAUCAAUUACCCAACAAUCCAUUUAAAAUCUUUUCUUGGAUCCAUUUGCUAGUUUUAAAUAGAAUUGCUAGUUUUAAAUGGAGGUAGACACCAGUGACGACGAAAUAAGUAUUGGAGAUGGUGAAAUUAGCUUUAAUGAGGACGAUGACAGUAAACGCUCUGUGACGACCGCAUUUAAAGAUUCCCAGGAUGAAGAUAAGGAAAAUCAAGACACUGCCCGGAAGGUUGGGGAGGUGGUGCACCGUACAAGGAGCUCAGAUAGGAGACUGAGGAAGCGACGCAAGCCACCAACAGUUGAAGAAGUAAGUUCCUCUGAUGAGGAUAUCUCACUAUUAGAAACCCUCCGAGAAGUGAAACUUAACAAGAAACGAGUGCCAGUGAGGAUAACAGGUCACAAAACAUGCUCAGUGGACCGGUCCUCCUCUCUCUCAUCUGGUAACCCAACAAAUCACCCUCCAAACAGUGAGCCCUCUACCUCCUCCCCAGUAGUCCACUCUUCACCCUCCAGACCUAUCCUGGACCUCUCCAACGAGCUGUUACAAGCUAUAUUGGUCCGGGUACCUGGAAGGGAUGUGGGCCAGGUGUCACGUGUGUGCGGUACUUUCUACCGGUUUUAUCAGGAGAAAUGGGUCUGGAGGGACUUGUGUCGCAAUGAACUCGGUCUUGAGGUUUCUGAAGCAGACGACGCUAUGCAAGUGUAUAAACACGUUCACUUCCACUAUGGAGCACUUCAAGGCUACUUCAUGAGGUGUAGUGUUCCUGGCGGGGGUCUACUUCAGGUAGCGUUCAAAGGCAGGUGUUUGGUAGCGACGGAUAUACAGAUCGAUAGAUUCAACAAAGAUAGUCUCGGAGGUAAUCCAAUUGAAACUGAGAUAUUCUCUGUAAAACUGGACAAAGUCUCGAACUUUAGUAAACUCAGUCGACAGAAUAAGAUAGUAGCGGACUGCAAAUUGCCGAGUACUGGAAGAACCGGUCACAGAUGUGAGAUCUCAGUUAAGCGGUUCAACAAGAGGAAGCUCGACGAGAACGCACCUCGGACUCCACAGCCUGGCUUUUCUAUCCAGUGUCAUGAUCAGAAGCACAAAGACCACACAGAAUCUCACCUUAAGAACUGGGUCAACAAAUCGCGAGUAAUAGACCAGGGUAUUUUGCAGAACAACCAAAUAGGAUUCACUGUUCACGACCUUCUGGACAAACUGACCAUCUCCCUGGCUUACGGGUUCUCCUACGUGGCCCUGAAGGAACAGAGCAUGUUGCCUGCUGUAACGGAGUUUGAUCUACAAGAUACCCUGAUAAAGCACGGAUUGUACGUGGGAGACUUCAUGCCCCACAGUGGGUACCAGAUAGUUAACAUGACUUACGAGAGCUUUGAGAGACUGCCUUAUCUGCUGUGCAGGAAAGUUACGUCAGAUGGCCACGUGACUACCGGACUUGUUGCUCUCAGAGCUAAGAUGGAGAGUAUCAAGGUUAUUGAUUGGAAUUGGAAGAAAAAGCCAAGUAUUCAGGAGGUGGAAAAGAAGGAUCACGUGACUUACAUAGAAUUGGACGACCUGAAGAAUCGUCCUCCGCAGACGUUUCUGUUGCCUAGAAACUGCGAAUGCGCGGUGAAGCCUCCUGGUGUUUGUCAGACAGUGUUCCGGGGCGAGAUGAUGGUAAAUGAUGGCGACCCUCAUUGGAAGUGGCAGUGGGCAGAGGGUUUCGUAAUUGUGUUCAGUGAGGAGCAGUUCGGUUUCCUUAAUUUAAGGAGUAAUUACUUGCACAUGUUCGGUAGGAUGAAACUUUAUAACUAACUCUUGACGUGGAUGUUUAACUAUCUUGAUUUACGCGCUGUUGAAUCGCAAUUUUAAUCAUUCGCAAUUUUAUUAAUGGUCAGAAUUUUUACAUUUGAAAUUAAACAAAAUAUAAUGCAUUGGAAUUGUUCAGAAUUGUUUUUAUCGCCAGUUAUAAUUUCGUACCAACUAAAUCAAAUUCAUAAUAAUAUAUAAUACAUGUACUAUCCCUACAGCUGCAGCUGUGUCGACAUUUUUUUACCCCUGGUCCCACUCGAGUUUAGUCUAAACUUUGUGAUAGUUUUCAAUUUACAUUUUUUGUUGUAACAUUAAUGUAUUUGUAUUAUUUAAACAGACAAUUUGAUGGUUUUGCUAAUCAAAUUUAAAUGAAGCGGUUUCAUUGAAAUCGUUUGUGAAUGCAUAAAAAAUGACAAUUUUGUUAUUUUACUUGCAUGGUUAGCUAUAAUCAGUGAUAUUGAUUUAAUAAUAUCAAUAUUACCUUAAACCCUCUAACAAUAUAACUGUGAUAUGACUUCUAAUUAAUUACUUAUUCAACGUUUUUAACCAAUUCAUAGUUUUUACAAUUUAAAUCAAUAACUUAAUAUAUUGCAAUCGCA